Molecule: messenger RNA, 2379 nt
Organism: Chaetomium fimeti
Lineage: Eukaryota; Fungi; Ascomycota; Sordariomycetes; Sordariales; Chaetomiaceae
Product: cleft lip and palate transmembrane protein 1-domain-containing protein
Exons: 2
Coding region: 66-2024 (652 amino acids)
Cellular component (GO): endomembrane system; membrane
Source: RefSeq, a predicted model, not a curated record
CCCGGGUUCACGCAGAACGACCAGACAACAAUCGACACCUGCACUUCUCGGACAAUCCCGCCAGAAUGCCCGAGACAAACGGGGAACCAGGCGGCCAGCCUGAGCGGCAGGGAGGCCAAAGUUCCAUCUUCAAGACGCUCAUUCAAGGCGUAGCUAUUUACAUGGCUAUGCAAUUUGUUAUGAAGCAGUUUAUGGGAGGCCCUAAAACCACCACGGUCCGCGACGCCAACGGCAACACGGCCCAGGUUGCGACGUCGAAUCAAGUACCGCCCUACAGCGAACGGGCGGCGCGUUUGGACGAUGGCGCUUCCUUCAACCAGAUCCCGCAAAUGGUGGGCCCGAUCUGGCCCGAAAACAGCGCAGUCGACAUCGUUGUAACCGUCUCGCCUUCAUUUGGGCUCACGCCGCUCAAGGACCUUACCAAGGACGCAGUAGUGUUUGAGGAAAAGAAGUUUCGGAUUGGGAACUGGACCGACAAGCGUACCGCAGAGGGCACCAUCCACGUUCCAACACCUGUUCAGCACAACGGUACGCUUUGGGGCCAUUUUUACAUUGGCUUGUCGGGAGCCCUCCUCGAUCCGACACAGCGAGGCUACGAUCCGGCUUCGGCUUAUCACUUCGCCUACCCGCUGACCCAAUACAUCCCCAAGAAGAAGGAAGCCAAGACAAGAAGUCUCCUAGGGGAUCAACCGGAGGCUGCCGACGAGCCUAUCAAUGACGAGCCCGAGCAGUCUGGACCCAUCAUUGCGAACUACUACCACCCGAACGUGUCGCUGUCUUUCAUCCCGAACUCGGGCGUUUUCUCUUUCCCCCAGUCACACCCAGCAGUCCGCCAGUUUCUGCGCCUCGAAGCAACCGGUGCGCGGGAUGGAACGGGCCAAAACUCAUGGUACUACCCGAUUCUCUUCGUCAACACAUUCUGGCAGCUCAAGACGCACAUGACGCUCCUUAACGACACGGUUCAGACUUUGCCCAUUCGCAUUGAUCUCAACAACUUGGCCGAGUGGAAGUUCAAGACCAUGGCGUCCAUCGACAUGAGUGGCAAGGAGUCGGCCCGCCAGGCUGCCUAUGGGAAUUCGUUGCCCGGCGGCGGCGAUGGAAGUGAGAUUGAGAUGAUCAAGGAGAUUUUCAUCGACACCAACCCGAUCCUCCUCAGCAUCACGGUUGUCGUCAGUAUUGCGCACAUGAUUCUCGAGACGCUAGCCUUUGGGUCCGACAUUGCGCAUUACCGCAAAAAGAAGGACAACGUGGGCAUCUCGGUGCGGUCCAUCCUCGCCAAUGUCUUCAUGCAACUGGUGAUCUUCCUCUACCUGAUCGAUCAAUCCCAGAACACGAGCUGGAUGAUUCUGGGCGGGCAAGCCGUCGGCAUCCUCAUCGAACUUUGGAAGAUCACGACGGUGGUCAACGUCCGAGUGCGCCCGGCUCCAGGGUCCAUCAUUCCCUACCGGAUAUCCUUUGAGGACAAGCACAAGCUGAGCGAGACCGAGGAAAAGACCAAGGAGUACGACGAGAUUGCCUUCAAGUACAUGUACAUCGCCGGCGUCCCGCUGCUCAUCGCCUACGCUAUCUACUCCCUCUUCUACGAGACACACAAGUCGUGGUACUCGUACGUCAUCACGACGCUCGUUGGCUCGGUCUAUGCCUACGGCUUCCUCAUGAUGGUGCCGUCGCUCUACAUCAACUACAGACUCAAGAGCGUGGCCCACAUGCCGGCCAAGGCCAUGAUGUACAAGUUCCUCAACACCUUCAUCGACGAUCUGUUCGCCUUCACCAUCAAAAUGCCCUUCCUACACCGCCUGGCGACCUUCCGAGACGACAUCAUUUUCUUCGUUUAUGUUUACCAGCGAUGGGCAUACAAGAUCGAUUAUACCCGAGUCAACGAGUUCGGUCAGGGCGGUGAUGACGAGGAAGAGGUUGAGAAGGAGUCAGACAAGAAGGAGAAGGAGGCUUUGCCUGCCGGCCCGGCCGAGAGCACUGCCAAAGCUACGGGGGCCCACGCACCCAAGGCGACCAAGAGAAAGUAAGAAUAUAUCAGUUUGGCUAGAUUGAGAAAGAAAGGGGAAACACCAUAAAAAUACAGGACUAUUCCAGCCCCUUCCCUCUUCCUUCCACCACAUCUUGCCGUGAUUCCAAUUACUUGGCCGAUGUGGGUGCUCGCCGAAGACGAGCCGAUGUUCCACCCGGUUCGGGAUCUUGCGCAUCCUAACUGUCCCUGAAAGUCUCGUAGGGCUGAGCGGCGCAGGACGAGGUGUGAAGGACAUCGACCUCCCAUUGGGCAGCGUGCCGCUUUUCAAUCAGAGCGCCCCCUUGCUUUUGCGGAUGUUAAUUCGGCAUCUGCCCAAUCUCAACCGCGUGUUGGGAGUUUGUUCCCGCGACCUG